UUCAAUAUCCUGUCCACGUGUCCCGGAAAAAACAAGUGGAUUUGUUUUUUUUAUGAAACUCCAUGGAGGCUGAGGACCUUUACAUCAAACCAGGAAACCAUGAAAGAGGCUGGAAUGACCCUCCACAGUUCUCCUAUGGUUUGCAGACUGCAGCACAAGGUGGACCCAAGAGAGCUCCUCUCAACAAGAGAGUGCCUCCCCCUCAACUCACUGGUUCCCUAUGUCCGGUAUCAAGAGCUACUCCAAUGAUUCCAUUUUCUCCUCCGUCUAACCCACUGGCCCCUCCUCCGUGUAGUAUGAACACACCCCUUCAGUCGUGUCUGGUUGCAGCCCCUCCCAUUAGUGGUAUGAUGAUGGCCAUGCCUCCACCACCUUGCCCUGUGGUCGAGCAGACUCACUCCGCCAGUGGCCAAUCAGAAAGUGAGCCAGAUGUCGACGAUGUAGUCGCUCUUCUCAAUUGGGCACUGGCAGCUUGUCGACACACAGUAAAAAAACAGGUGUGCGAUGACGUGGCCAAGCGCCUGAAGCUCUUUGAGGACAUGUGGAAAUCUGGGAAGCUGUCACUUCCUGUUAGGCGAAGAAUGAACGGACUUGUGCAAGAGUUGAAGAGCCGUAACUGGGAUGCUGCUGAUGAGAUCCACCGCGCUCUGAUAGUGGACCAUGUGAAUGAGGUCAGCCAAUGGAUGGUAGGGGUUAAACGCCUCAUCGCUGAAACACGCAACUUAAACCCAGAUCUUCUGCACACACCAGAAGCAGACCCGAUCAUAGACAACCGCAGCACGGCUGACUCUGAAUAGAUAAACACUUCGGGAACAUUUCUGUUUGGUGGUGGAAUUGUGCACCGGCACUUUAUCCAUUUGUCUUUUCUUUUGGAGGCUCUACGGUUUAGCCACAUUAUGCGGGAGCAGGCAGUGAAAGUAUAGGGAACAUUCAAAAAUGUUUGACUGCAACGACCCUUUUUGUCUAGCCAUCACUGAAGUUUCCUACAUCCGUGUUUACACUGACAUUGUUGGUGUUUGAUACAACCUACUCCAUCAUGUGAUAUCAGAAGCGUCAGUUAGUGAACAUUAAUCUGGGCCGUUCUCUUUUUCUUUGAAAUCAUGUAGAGUGCAAACUCUGAUGUGUGCAGGAUUUUGCUGGGGCUAGGAUUAAGAAUAAGAUUAAGAACAUUUAGGGCUGGUUUCACAGACACAGAAUAAAGCUAGUCUAGGCUUAAACAACAAGCUCAAUGGAGUUUUCUAUAGAACUUAAUUUAUUUUUUUGUCCUAGAGGCAAAAUCCUUGUUUGCGAAACUGGCUCUUAUUCAUCCAAUUGUACCCAAGGUCCAAUGAGGGGCUAAUAGUUGAGCAUAUAGUUUAGUGAUGGAGUGCUAUUUCUCUAUGAUUUGUCACAUCAUCAGGCAUAUGAGAAGAGGGAGGAUUGAUAUUAAAUCAAACCGUUAUCUCCACCACUCAACCCUUUAGUUCACAAGGCGACAUGGUGCAUUGUCCUCAAAGACUCUCUUCCAUGAAUCAUAUGGUAUAUUUGAGUUAUUAGUUUUCCAAGGUAAAGUGGAUGAAGUGGUUCUAUCACCUUAGCAUAGAGUAGGAUUCUGUGAAAACCCAGAAACCCUGAUGUAGCCCCCAACAUGAACUUUGCAUAUUCAUAAGAGCAAUAAUAGCACGAACAUUGUUUAAUCCCAUGAUUUGCUUCUGUGGGCAAUUGCAUCUUUGAAUCUUGAACACGGUAACACCAAAUAAACAGAAUUGUGGUGGAAGUAUUCCUUGUUAAUUUUUUGGGGGGGUGGGUGGGAUAGGGGGUUAUCCUACAGUGGGUCAAUGUGAUAUUGUCAUGAACUGUUAUUUCUGUCUGUGAGACUGUCAUGUCAUGUUCAGUGCUUCCAGCUUCUGAAUUAUCUACCCUGAUGGAGACUGAUGUCAAUGCCCACACCCACCUAUAGGUGGCGACAUAGCCCUACUUUGUGUUUCCUUUCUGAAUGAGGAAAGCGCCCUUUCUGAGACAGGUAGACACUUGAUGUCUUAAUCUUGUAGCGAGAGAUAAAGACGCUGUUUGUCACUGCUACAGGCAACUACAAUGAAUGUGAAUUUAUUAAAGCGUUUGUCUCCCGUC
Molecule: messenger RNA, 2109 nt
Organism: Esox lucius (northern pike)
Lineage: Eukaryota; Metazoa; Chordata; Actinopteri; Esociformes; Esocidae
Gene: sra1
Product: steroid receptor RNA activator 1
Exons: 5
Coding region: 63-797 (244 amino acids)
Biological process (GO): regulation of transcription by RNA polymerase II
Cellular component (GO): nucleus
Source: RefSeq, a predicted model, not a curated record